AUGUUCCCGGAUGCGGUGGACCAGCCUAUGGCCGGGUCUUGUUCGGUGGCGCCGGCGGGCACGGACCAGCUCGACCUGGAAGCCGCGGAGCAGCUCAUCCAGCUGAGCGGAGGCGACAGCGCUGCCGCCGGCGACAACGACGCCGGGUCGGAGAGCAGGAGCGCGGACAGCGUCAAGUGCGGCAGGAAGGAGAAGGAGAAGGAGAAGGAGAAGGAGGCGGCGGUGGAGAGCCGCCGCAGGAGGAGCGCCGGGAGGAUUCCUGCCGCCGGGAAGGAUGAUGGCAGCGCCAGCGGCGACUCGGAAAUCAAGGGCGUGGACAGCUUCGCGGCGUGCAGCGCCACGGCGGCCGACGUGGUGGAGAAGGAGAAGGUUGUAGUGGUGGAGAGUUGUCGUCGGAGGACCGCCGCCGCUGAACGGUGUCCCGCGGGGAAGAAGGAUCGUGACGGCGGCAUCGUCCGCGGGGAGGCGAGGAAGAGGCCGAGGUUCCGGUUACUGGCGGAUAUUUACAGGGACACGGAGCCGAGACGGCUUACGGCCGGUGGCGGCGAGGGCCACGCGGAUCGUGAUCCACCGGAGGGCGAGAGGAAGAAGGAGAUAAAAAGAGCGCGGCCGACGAGGUGA
Molecule: messenger RNA, 621 nt
Organism: Miscanthus lutarioriparius
Lineage: Eukaryota; Viridiplantae; Streptophyta; Magnoliopsida; Poales; Poaceae
Source: the annotation of a GenBank genome assembly